This is a messenger RNA of Cryptomeria japonica (Japanese cedar), 1333 nucleotides long. RefSeq lists its product as uncharacterized. The coding region runs from base 142 to 1056 and encodes 304 amino acids. NCBI's taxonomy places the organism in Eukaryota, Viridiplantae, Streptophyta, Pinopsida, Cupressales, Cupressaceae. The record is from RefSeq and is a predicted model, not a curated record. The transcript is spliced from 3 exons.
UGAUCUCUCUCAUACUUUAUAAGCAAGCUGCACCAAAUCCUGUAAGUUUAAGCUCUACGCAUUCCCAUUUCCCAAACCAUCAUCUCUGUCAUCAGCCCAGGCAAAAGACAAACUCAUUGAUUCUUACCUUCCUGCUUAAAAAUGGUAGACAAGAGCUGUGAGGCUAUGAAUGUACGCUUUUUCAUAAAUACUAAAACCCGACGUAUCAUAUAUGCGGAGGCUGGUAAAGAGUUUGUUGAUUUUCUGUUUAGUUUUCUUUCCAUGCCCAUCGGUUCUGUCCUCAAAUUAGUGCAUGAAUCCGAAUCCAAUAGAAGAAAAAAUGGUUCUCUAUCCAAUCUCUAUGACAGCAUGGAAAAACUACCCUCUCAGUUUAUGAGUACAGAUAAGUCCCAGCUGCUUGACCCCAAAUUUAUAACGACCUACUCUAAUAAGUCUCUUAAGAUCGAAGGCGGAAAAUAUUACACCUGCUCUUAUCCAGACACAACUCACAGUAGUUCGGUCUUCGGAAGUGGUCUCAACUUCAGUGCAACUAGUUCCCCUUUCACAGGUUUUUCUCCCUUCACAACUAGUUCCCCGACUUUCGCAACUAGUUCCCCUUUCGGAGGUGUUCCUCGUGAAAAUAUUACGCCUACUCCUAUCAAGACAGAAGUCACAGUAGUUCGUACAUCGACAAUUCACAAUAUGAGCACCAGCAACAAAGAUAUAUGUGUCUGUGGAAAUCCUAUUAACCGCCCUCUUCAGCUAUUGCAGAAGAGGUAUAUAAGCAGCGGAAGUAGCAGCCAAAAUGCGGGGCAAGGACAAAGCGGUUACGUGAAAGAAAUAGCCAUGUUUAUUAUAACCGAUGACUUGAAGAUAACAGGGAGUUCAACUAGCGUCAUCAUGACAUUGCUCAAUCAGCUCAAUAUCAAAGAUUUAACAGAACUUGAAGAGCGCACAACAAUUGUUGAUCGUAACAAGGCAUUGAAGCUGCUUGAGGCUUCUUUGGUUUCAACAACUGUCUUGAGCGAUGUUUUUGCAGCAGAGUUUUCUGUGCCAGCCGAGGUCUCCUCGUCAUAAGAACAAGAGAAGGAGCGACGGCGUAGAAUAAUUUGUGUGUAAUCCUAAAAUUAGCUCUACAUUUCAUUUUCUUUAGUGGCAUAAGAUUUAAAGUUAAUAGGCUGGGAAGCUUACUUUUCUUGGUAGUAAGCUACUUUCAUUGUGACAUAAGAUUUAUAGUUACCUGGAAAGCUUACUUUUAGAGUGAGUUCUUUAGUAAGCCAGAUUCUUCAGAAUUACAGCAACACUGUAGAAUACUAAGUAAAGGGAGAAAUAUUAUGUGUUUUCUUUCUGUAAA